This is a messenger RNA of Gryllus bimaculatus (two-spotted cricket), 474 nucleotides long. NCBI's taxonomy places the organism in Eukaryota, Metazoa, Arthropoda, Insecta, Orthoptera, Gryllidae. The record is from the annotation of a GenBank genome assembly.
AUGUCGGAGCGAGCGGCAAGUCGGGGAGAGAGACGAGGAGAGAAACAAGGCCAGAGGCAAGGCCAGGCGAGAGCUUUGUCGGAGCGAGAGACAAGGUCACAGACAAGACAUGGGAAGGCGACGCGAGAGGCGAGGCGAGAAAUGAGGCCAGAGACAAGGCAAGACGAGAGGUACAGCAAGGUGGUGGUGGCGUCCAGCAUCAGCGCGCAGAAGUACAACCCGGAGCUGGCGUGGUCGCAGCGCACGCCCGACCCGCGCAUCGCGCAGCUCAGCGACAAGCUGCGCCACAUCCGACAGGUGGUGCUGUCGCAGCUGACGCUGGCGCCUGAGGCGUACUCGUACCUGCGGCGGGAUGAGGGCUCGGGCAGCGGCGGCGGGGAGCACUGGCAGAGCGAGGACGACGACGACGAGUGGGUGGACCAAGGCUCGGGCUCCGGCGUGGCGCCGCCGCCAGGUCGUGUUUCUCCUCCGUGA